This is a messenger RNA of Zea mays, 3796 nucleotides long. Lineage: Eukaryota; Viridiplantae; Streptophyta; Magnoliopsida; Poales; Poaceae. The record is from RefSeq and is a predicted model, not a curated record.
UGGUACUAAUUUUAACUUGCAAACCAUGAAGACAAAGACACAUGCGCCAUAUGAGGCCCAUCUGCCAAUUUGUACGAGGCCCAUCUCCCACGACAAAUGAAAACCCUAAUCUCCAGCACCCCAGCGGCCGCCAGCGCUCCCGCUCCUUGCUCGCCUCCACCCGCGGCCACCACCGCCCUGCGGCCCCCGCCGCUUGCUAGCCUCCACCGCGCCGCGAGUCACGCCGUUCAUGCACCGGCUGGUCCUGGAGCACGGGAGGACGAGCAUGUCCUGGUUCGGCCCCAGCCCCAAGGUGACCAUCGUCGACCCGGACCUGGCCAAGGACGUGCUGUCCAACAAGUUCGGCCACUUCGAGAAGCUCAAGGUCCCGGCGCUGUCCAAGAUGCUGGGCUCCGGCGUGGCCAGCCACGAGGGCGAGAAGUGGGUCAAGCACCGGAGGAUCCUCAACCAUGCGUUCCAUCUUGAGAAGCUCAAGCGCAUGCUGCCGGCGUUUUCUACGUGCUGCGAGGAGCUGGUGAGCAGGUGGGCGGCGGAGUCCCUUGGCUCCGACGGCUCGUGCGAGCUGGACGUCUGGCCGGAGCUGCAGAACCUGACGGGAGACAUCAUUUCUCGCACCGUGUUCAGCAGCAGCUACAGCGAAGGGAGAAGGAUCUUCCAGCUACAGGUCGAGCAAGCUUCGCUUGUCAUGACCAACAUUCGGAAGAUCAUGAUCCCCGGCUACAUGUACUUGCCUACCGCGAACAACAGGAAGAUGCGCAGGAACAACAGGGAGGUGGAGUCAAUCCUGCGAGAGAUAAUCGGGAAGAGGAUCCAGGCGAUGGAACAAGGCGAGGGCACCAAAGACGACCUGGUGGGUCUACUGCUGGAGACAAACAUGAGAGACGACAUGGGGAUGACGAUCGAAGACGUGAUCGAGGAGUGCAAGGUGUUCUACUUCGUCGGGAUGGAGACCACGUUGGUGCUGCUCAUGUGGACGAUGGUGGUGCUCAGCAUGCACCCGGAGUGGCAGGACCGCGCGAGGGAGGAGGUGACGGCUCUGUUCGGCAGGGACGACAAGCCCGAGUAUGACGGCCUAAGCCGCCUCAAAGUCGUGACCAUGGUGCUCUACGAGGUGCUCCGACUGUACCCGCCGGCCACCUCCGUCGUCCGACAAACGUACAAGGAGAUGGAGGUCGGAGGCGUCACCUACCCCGCCGGCGUGAUCCUGGAGCUGCCCGUGCUGCUCAUCCACCACGACCCGGACAUCUGGGGAGGCGACGCGCGCGAGUUUAGGCCCGAUAGGUUCUCCGAGGGCGUGUCCAGGGCCUCCAAGGACCCCGGCGCGUUCCUCCCGUUCGGUUGGAGCCCGCGCAUCUGCAUCGGCCAGAACUUCGCGCUGCUGGAGGCCAAGAUGGCGCUCUGCAUGAUCCUCCAGCGGUUUGAGUUCGGGCUCGCGCCAUCCUAUGCUCAUGCGCCGCAUACCAUGAUAACCUUGCAUCCUAUGCACGGUGCGCAGCUUAAGCUCAGAGCAAUAUGAUCUCGACACGAUGGGUGUCCCAUCGUUGAUGCCAUUGUUAUGUAUAACCUUACAAUUCAGAUAGGCAUUCGGCCCUGUUAAUGUCUGAAAUAAGUAUCUUCGCGUUGGCAUUUUGUAAUGUGCUUUUCACGUACCAUUGGUGCUUUAUUGCCUUUUGUAUAUAAACAUGUGGAUAUAUGUAACUCAUACAUUACACAAACAAACACAAACACACCAGAGCCAGAGCUAUAGGGUGGAGCUAUAAACUGUGGCUCUACUUUUGUACACAAAACUGGCUCCACAUGUUCUUCCAAUCCUGCAACUGCGUUUUUCGCAUCCCCGUUUGAUUGCAAAAACGGGACUGCUAAGCAAGCUAAGAUUUCAAUGGCAUAUUCCUUCAUACAUAGGCCAUUGAGCGACGAGGCACGCCGCGUCAGCACUCCCUUGGUGGUCACUUGCAAUGACCAGAGACGGGAGGUCUCCGUUGCCCAGAACAUCGCUAACAAGGAAAUUGACCGCACCGUUGCAUUCGACAAGGUGCUAGGUCCAAAGUCUCAACAGCAGGACGUCUUCAACCAUGCUGUUGUGCCACUUGUCAGCGAGGUUUUGGACGGUUAUAAUUGCACAAUAUUUGCAUAUGGCCAGACUGGAACUGGCAAAACAUACAUAAUGGAAGGAGGAGGGGGCAAAGCACUGAAUGCUGACCUCCCGACUGAUGCUAGUGUCAUUCCAAGUGCUGUUAAGCGCAUAUUUGACAUCCUCGAGGCACAGAGUGCAGAGUACAGCAUGAAGGUUUCUUUUCUUGAGCUGUACAAUGUGGAGCUCACUGAUCUUCUAGCUCUACAAUGAGAUUGCAAGAACGGGACUGCUAAGCAAGCUAAGAUUUCAAUGGCCUAUUCCUUCAUACAUAGGCCAUUGAACCGGAAGAUUUUGUCGGUAUUCGGUAACUAUAGGAUCAUGUGGUUGUUGGUCGAGUUGGACCAAUUAUGCUGGCUCAUUUGUUGGAUGUUUUGACAAGUCGAUUCUAGCUUCCUUAUGAUCUAUGUUAGAUUUGGUAAUGCAUACCAGUUAGUAAAGCAUUUAUGAUGUACAUUGUUAUACAUAGAGCUUUACAUCACAAAAAUUAUCAGUUUCCCUCAGUUACGAUAUGCAUUUAGUAUUUAUCGUAUUUUGAAAAUUAAUAACCUAUUAUACUAUGAUAGGCUUGACUUCAUGUUUAUCUAAAUAACUUAGUGCGAUGAUGCUUGAAAACUUAUCUUCCAUUUUGCCAGAUCAAUGAAUAAAAGGAUUAUUCAUAUCAAUGUCCAUGCACCUUCUCAGAAAAUCCUUUUGUGAUGUUGGUGUUGGUUUCCUGGACCUGUACUGGUACAUAUGCUAAGUCAUCCACAAAUCUGACCCAGAAUUGUACCGUUCUUUUUAUAGCCAUGUUUGGUACUUGUUUGAGUGCUCCAUAGUUCGCAAGUUUUUUUGUUAUGAUGUAUUUUGACAUUUGAAUCUCAGACAUGCUUAGGAACUACUGAUUUGAAUUUAUGGGCUAACAGUUCCAGUAUUUCAAAUAGAAAGUAUGCUAUAUCAAAUAAGUUGAUGAUACUUUUGGUACUGGAGAAUGAAGCUAGACUGCAUUUGAUAUUAGAAGUCUGUUUGUCUGAUUGCAGUUGAUUAUAAAGAAGCUAGAGCUGAUAUUAGAAGUCUGAUAUUAGAAGUCUGUUUGUCUGAUUGCAGUUGAUUAUAAAGAAGCUAGAGCUUCCAGUCAAGUUUGAUAUUAGAAGUCUUCUUUUGCUUUUACAUUUUGUUUUUUUAUGAUCUUGAUCUUAGAAGCAGGGUUUUGGUACCAGCUUAACUAAUUUUUCUGAAGUUUUAUGUUCUUACUUUAAUUAUAACUAGAUGAUUGCAAUAAGAUAUCAUGAGGCGCGCCGAGGAGAACAGGGGCCUCCUCUCCGCCUCCUCCUUCGACAGGCAGCUGCUGCGGAAGGAGGUGGUGAGGAGGGUCAAGGCCGCGGUGGCGGGACGUGAGUGAAGUGAGCUUUGUCGAGCCUAUAUGUGGAGGUCAGUCAUGAAGCUGGGACUAGGACAAGGGCGAGCUGAAGGCUAGAAGCUGUAAAUGCACCCUUCAAGAGUCUUCAUAGGCCAAGUCUCUACGUAGGUGUUGACAAAAAGGAAAAUUCAUGACAAUGCGUUUAUAUGAGAUUGUCCAAUAUCGAAACCAAGAAUACAUUGGGGACAACUGUAUUCGAUUUUUGUUUCUCUUUCGUGGAGUAUUACUGAAAUAUAUGCUUCCAGUGUUGAAGUUUCCAAAUUAAA